AUGGAGAAGGAGGAUACAUAUUCAGAUGUGAAAGAGAACUCUGAAUAUUUGGAUGCACCAAGGAAGGAGGAGAGAAAACGCCCACCUAAAGGAAGGAAUAAUUCUGGUCUUUUACAAAGAAAUGAUUCUCUACAGCAAAAAUGUCAACGAGACAACAGAAAUAAGUGCACUGCAAGCAGGGAAAAUUUCACUGAAAUAUCAGAUAUUAAUAUUCAACAAAGGAAGUGUAAAAGAAAGAAAAUAUAUGACUGUCUGGAGUGUGGAAAAAGUUUCAGGCAGAGAGUGCACCUUACUUCCCAUGAAAGAAUUCACACAGGGGAGAAGAAGUAUAAAUUCCUGGAGUGUGGGGAAAGCUUCAGUCACAGUUUCAGUUUUCCUUCCCAUGAAAGAAUUCACACAGGGGAGAAGAAGUAUAAAUUCCUGGAGUGUGGGGAAAGCUUCAGUCACAGUUUCAGUUUUCCUUCCCAUGAAAGAAUUCACACAGGGGAGAAGAAGUAUAAAUUCCUGGAGUGUGGGGAAAGCUUCAGUCACAGUUUCAGUUUUCCUUCCCAUGAAAGAAUUCACAAAGGGGAGAAACCAUAUGAAUGCCUGCAGUGUGGGAAAUGGUUCAGGAAGCGUUCACACCUUACUUCCCACCAAAGGACUCAUACAGGGGAGAAGAAAUAUAAAUGUCUGGAGUGUGGGGAAAGCUUCAUUCAGAGUAACAAUCUUAGUUCCCAUCAAAGAAUUCACACAGGGGAGAAACCAUAUGAAUGCCUGGAGUGUGGGAAAAGUUUCCGUUGGAGUACAGUCCUUACUUCCCACCAAAGGAUACACACAGGGGAGAAACCACAUAAAUGCCUGCAGUGUGAGAAAAGGUUCAGGAAGCGUUCACUCCUUACUUCCCACCAAAGGAGUCAUACAGGGGAGAAGAAAUAUAAAUGUCUGGAGUGUGGGAAAAGCUUCAUUCAGAGUAACAAUCUUAGUUCCCAUCAAAGAAUUCACACAGGGGAGAAACCAUAUGAAUGCCUGCAGUGUGGGAAAAGGUUCAGACAUCGUUCAAACCUUACUUCCCACCAAAGGAUACACACAGGGGAGAAACCAUAUAAAUGCCUGGAGUGUGGGAAAAGCUUCAGUCACCGUGGAAGCCUUACUUCCCAUCAAAGAAUUCACAAAGGGGAGAAACCAUAUGAAUGCCUGCAGUGUGAGAAAAGGUUCAGGAAGCGUUCACACCUUACUUCCCACCAAAGGACUCAUACAGGGGAGAAGAAAUAUAAAUGUCUGGAGUGUGGGAAAAGCUUCAUUCAGAGUAACCAUCUUAGUUCCCAUCAAAGAAUUCACGAUGGGGAGAAACCAUAUGAAUGCCUGCAGUGUGGGAAAAGGUUCAGACAUCGUUCAAACCUUACUUCCCACCAAAGGAUACACACAGGGGAGAAACCAUAUAAAUGCCUGGAGUGUGGGAAAAGCUUCACUGUGAGUUGCAGUCUUAUUUCCCAUCCAAGAAUGCACACAGGGGAGAAACCAUAUCAAUGCCUGGAGUGUGGGAAAAGCUUCACUGUGAGUUGCAGUCUUAUUUCCCAUCCAAGAAUGCACACAGGGGAGAAACCAUAUCAAUGCCUGGAGUGUGGGAAAAGCUUCCGUUGGAGUUACAGUUGUACUUCCCAUCAAAGAAUUCACACAGAGGAGAAACAAUACAAAAUAUAUGAAUGUCUGGAGUGUGGAAAAAGUUUCAGGCAGAGAGCGCGACUUACUUCUCAUCAAAGAAUUCACAUAGGGGAGAAACCAUAUAAAUGCCUGGAGUGUGGGAAAAGUUUCCGUCAGAGUGCAUACCUUAUCUCCCACCAAAGAACACACGCAGGGGAGAAGAAAUAUAAAUGCCUGGAGUGUGGGAAAAGCUUCAAUCACAGUAGCAAUCUUACUUCCCAUCAAAGAAUUCACACAGGGGAGAAACCAUAUAAAUGCCUGGAGUGUGGAGAAAGUUUCAUUCAGAGUGGACACCUUACUUCCCACCGAGGAACGCACACAGGGGAAAAACCAUAUAAAUGCCUGGAGUGUGGCAAAAGCUUCUGUUGGAGUUCUGGUCUUACUUCCCAUCAAAGAGUUCACUCAGGGGAGAAACCAUAUAAAUGCCUGGAGUGUGGAAAAAGCUUUAGUUCACACCUUAGUGUUCAUCAAAGAAUUCACACAGGGGAGAAACCAUAUAAAUGCCUGGAUUGUGGGAAAAGUUUCCGUCAGAGUAUAGGCCUUAUUUCACACCAAAGGACACACACAGGGGAUAAAAAAUAUAAAUGCCUGCAGUGUGGGAAAAGCUUCAGUUACCACUGCAGUCUUACUUCCCAUGAAAGAAUUCACACAGGGGAGAAACCAUAUAAAUGCCUGGAGUGUGGGAAAAGUUUCCGUCAGAGUGGAGACCUUACUUCCCACCAAAGGACACACACAGGUGAGAAGAAAUAUAAAUGCCUGGAGUGUGGGAAAAGUUUCAGUCAUAGUGGAAGCCUUACUUCCCAUCAAAGAAUUCACAAAGGAGAGAAACCAUAUGAAUGCCUGCAAUGUGGGAAAAGGUUCAGUCAGAAUUCACACCUUACUUUGCAUCAAAGAAUUCACACAGGGGAGAAGAAAUAUAAAUGUCCAGAGUGUGGGAAAAGCUUCAUUCAGAGUAGCAAUCUUACUUCCCAUCAACGAAUUCAUACAGGGGAGAAACCAUAUAAGUGUCUGGAGUGUGGGAAAAGCUUCAGGAAGAAUGGACACCUUACUUCCCACCGAAGAACACACACAGGGGAGAAACCAUAUAAAUGCCUGGAGUGUGGGAAAAGCUUCACUAUGAAUUGCAGUCUUAUUUCCCACCAAAGAAUGCACACAGGAGAGAAACCAUAUAAAUGCUUGGAGUGUGGGAAAAGCUUCACCUCCUGUGGAAGCCUAAUGCAUCACUGGAGAAUUCACACAGGGGAGAAACCAUAUCUAUACCUCAAAUGUGAGGAAAGCUUCAAGCAGAGUGGAAGCCUUAGGUAUCAUCAGAGAACUCACACAGGGGAGAAACUGUAUAAAUGCCUUGAAUGUGGAAAAAGCUUCAAGCAGAGUGGAGGCCUUAGGUAUCAUCAGAGAAUUCACACUGGGGAGAAACCAUAUAAAUGCCUGGAAUGUGGAAACGGCUUUACGAGCAAAAAACCCCUUACUUGCCAUCAAAUAAUUCACACUGGGGAGAAACCAUAUAAAUGUCUGGAAUGUGGGAAAAGCUUCACACGGAAGAAUACUCUAACUUUCCAUCAAAGAAUUCACACAGGGGAGAAACCAUAUAAAUGCCUGGAGUGUGGGAAAAGCUUUCGACAGAAGUCUAAAUUAACUGUCCAUCAAAGAAUCCACACAGGUGAGAAUCCAUAUAAAUGCCUGGAGUGUGGAAACAGCUUUACUAGCAAACAAAGCCUUAUUUACCAUGAAAGAAUUCAUACAGGAGAGAAACCAUAUAAAUGUCUUGAGUGUGGAAAAAGCUUUCCACGGAAGGAUAUGCUAACUUUCCAUCAAAGAAUUCACACAGGGGAGAAACCAUAUAAAUGCCUGGAGUGUGGAAACUGCUUUAUUAGCAAACAAAGCCUUACUUACCAUGAAAGAAUGCAUACAAGGGAGAAACUGUAUAAAUGUUUGGAGUGUGGAAAAAGCUUUCCACGGAAGGAUAUGCUAACUUUCCAUCAAAGAAUUCACACAGGGGAGAAACCAUAUAAAUGCCUGGAGUGUGGAAACUGCUUUACUAACAAACAAAGCCUUACUUACCAUCAAAGAAUUCAUACAGGGGAGAAACCCUAUAAAUGCCUACAGUGUGGAAAGUACUUUAAUAGCAAAGGAGGCAUUACUUACCAUGUAAGAAUUCAUACAGGGGAGAAACCCUAUAUAUGCCUGGAGUGUGGAAAGUCCUUUAGUAGCAAAGGAGGCCUUACUUACCAUGAAAGAAUACAUACAGGGGAGAAACCCUAUAAAUGCCUGGAGAGUGGAAAGUACUUUAAUAGCAAAGGAGGCAUUACUUACCAUGUAAGAAUUCAUACAGGGGAGAAACCCUAUAUAUGCCUGGAGUGUGGAAAGUCCUUUAGUAGCAAAGGAGGCCUUACUUACCAUGAAAGAAUACAUACAGGGGAGAAACCCUAUAAAUGCCUGGAGUGUGGAAAGUACUUCAGUAGCAAAGGAGGCCUCACUCACCACGAAAGAAUUCAUACAGGGGAGAAACCAUACACAUCCAUGGUAUGGCAACAGUUUUCCACGGAAGGAGACACUAACUUAGCAAACUGCGGAGUAAGCGUAGAAAUGCCUGGAGUGUGGGAAGAAAAGGAGACUGUAAAAUUAGAAACCAACCUUAUUUCCAUCAUUAAAAUACUGUCUUAUAUAAGACCAGAUUACUUCAGGUGGAGUGAUGACCUUACUUCUCACCAACGAACACAACGAGGGGAGAAACCAUAUAAAUUCCUGAAAUGCUUCAAGCGGAGUGGAAGCCUUAUGCAUCACUGGAGAAUUCACACAGGGGAGAAACCAUAUCUAUACCUCAAAUGUGAGGAAAGCUUCAAGCAGAGUGGAAGCCUUAUGUAUCAUCAGAGAACUCACACAGGGGAGAAACUGUAUAAAUGCCUUGAAUGUGGAAAAAGCUUCAAGCAGAGUGGAAGCCUUAGGUAUCAUCAGAGAAUUCACACUGGGGAGAAACCAUAUAAAUGCUGGGAGUGUGGAAACUGCUUUACGAGCAAAAAAACCCUUACAUGCCAUCAAACAAUUCAUACAGGGGAGAAACCAUAUAAAUGCCUGGAGUGUGGGAAAAGCUUUCGACAGAAGACUAUAUUAACUGUCCAUCAAAGAAUCCACACAGGUGAGAACCGAUAUAAAUGCCUGGAGUGUGGGAAAAGCUUUCGACAGAAGACUAUAUUAACUGUCCAUCAAAGAAUCCACACAGGUGAGAACCGAUAUAAAUGCCUGGAGUGUGGAAACUGCUUUGCUAGCAAACAAAACCUUACUUACCAUGAAAGAAGUCAUACCGGAGAGAAACCAUAUAAAUGUCUGCAGUGUGAAAAAAGCUUUACACGGAAGGAAGCGCUAACUUUCCAUCAAAGAAUUCACACAGGGGAGAAACCAUAUAAAUGUCUUGAGUGUGGAAAAAGCUUUCGACAGAAGAAGAUAUUAAAUUUCCAUCAAAGAUUUCACACAGGUGAAAACCCAUUUAAAUGCCUGAAGUGUGGAAACUCCUUUGCUAGCAAACAAAGCCUUACUUACCAUGAAAGAAUACAUACAGGGGAGAAACCAUAUAAAUGCCUGGAGUGUGGAAACUGCUUUAUUAGCAAACAAAGCCUUACUUACCAUGAAAGAAUACAUACAGGGGAGAAACCAUAUAAAUGUCAGAAGUGUGGGAAAAGCUUUCGGCAGAAGAAGAUAUUAACUGUCCAUGAAAGAAUCCACAUAGAUGAGAGCCCAUAUAAAUGCCUGGAGUGUGGAAACUGCUUUACUAACAAACAAAGCCUUACUCACCAUCAAAGAAUUCAUACAGGGGAGAAACCCUAUAAAUGCCUGGAGUGUGGAAAGUCCUUUAGUAGCAAAGGAGGCCUUACUUACCAUGAAAGAAUACAUACAGGGGAGAAACCCUAUAAAUGCCUGGAGUGUGGAAAGUCCUUUAGUAGCAAAGGAGGCCUUACUUACCAUGAAAGAAUACAUACAGGGGAGAAACCCUAUAAAUGCCUGGAGUGUGGAAAGUCCUUUAGUAGCAAAGGAGGCCUUACUUACCAUGAAAGAAUACAUACAGGGGAGAAACCCUAUAAAUGCCUGGAGUGUGGAAAGUCCUUUAGUAGCAAAGGAGGCCUUACUUACCAUGAAAGAAUACAUACAGGGGAGAAACCCUAUAAAUGCCUGGAGUGUGGAAAGUACUUCAGUAGCAAAGGAGGCCUCACUCACCACGAAAGAAUUCAUACAGGGGAGAAACCAUACACAUCCAUGGUAUGGCAACAGUUUUCCACGGAAGGAGACACUAACUUAGCAAACUGCGGAGUAAGCGUAGAAAUGCCUGGAGUGUGGGAAGAAAAGGAGACUGUAAAAUUAGAAACCAACCUUAUUUCCAUCAUUAAAAUACUGUCUUAA
This is a messenger RNA of Gekko japonicus, 6075 nucleotides long. Its product is annotated as zinc finger protein 91-like. Gene Ontology annotation, molecular function: DNA-binding transcription factor activity, RNA polymerase II-specific; RNA polymerase II cis-regulatory region sequence-specific DNA binding. The record is from RefSeq and is a predicted model, not a curated record. Gene Ontology annotation, biological process: regulation of transcription by RNA polymerase II. The transcript is spliced from 5 exons. NCBI's taxonomy places the organism in Eukaryota, Metazoa, Chordata, Lepidosauria, Squamata, Gekkonidae. Bases 1 to 6075 code for a protein of 2024 amino acids.